Rhipicephalus microplus (southern cattle tick) is the source of this 1697-nucleotide messenger RNA. Its product is annotated as lupus La protein. Lineage: Eukaryota; Metazoa; Arthropoda; Arachnida; Ixodida; Ixodidae. The record is from RefSeq and is a predicted model, not a curated record. Gene Ontology annotation, molecular function: mRNA binding. Gene Ontology annotation, biological process: tRNA processing; positive regulation of translation. Gene Ontology annotation, cellular component: cytosol; cytoplasmic stress granule; ribonucleoprotein complex.
CCGACGAAGCAGUCAAGUAUAGCCAAAGCAUUGGCUCAGCGAUUGGCUACUUUUUAUUUCAGCGUGGAUCGGCCGGCAUUAACGUCGCAAACACGUUCGCUGCGUGGUCGUGACUUUUGCGGAUACAAAAGCACAGAAAAAUUGUGUGAACUGUCAGAAAAGCCGAGGAGCUCCCUGGGAAUUCGAGCGUCAUACAUCACCUGGCUUAAGAGGCCUGAAAGGAGCACCGGCAAGCCUGAGACAACGCUGCACGUGGUAACAACCUGCCAUGACGCCGCCGGCUUAACCCUCCAUACGCGCUUUGUUUCCUCGACUACUUCAGUGUGAACUAUUUUGCCACCGCGAAACGCACCGACAAUGACGAAUGCGGACGUCGAAAACGCGUCCGUCGACGGUGUUUCGGCGCUGGAGACCAAAAUCAUCACUCAGGUUGAAUACUAUUUCGGCGACUUCAACCUGCCCCGCGACAAGUUCCUGCAGGGAAAGCUGAAGGAAGACGACGGCUGGGUGACCAUAGAGACCCUGCUGACUUUCAACAGGCUCAAAAGUCUCACGACCGAGUCGGACGUCGUAGCCACAGCGCUUCGAAAGUCCACCAGCCAGCUGUUGGAGGUUAGCGAUGACGGCACCAAGAUCCGUCGCAGUCCUGCCAAGCCCGCGCCGGAGAGCAACAAAGAACACUAUCAGAAACUGAACGAGCUGAGCGUCUACGCCAAGGGCUUCCCGCCAACGGCCACCAUAGACGAGCUUCUGGAGUUCUUCGGACGUUUCGGCAAGUGUAUCAACGUCUUCAUGAGACGCUACGCGAAGACUCGCACUUUCAAGGGCUCCGUGUUCGCCACCUUCGCCACGAAGGAAGAGGCCGACGCGUUCCUCGCCAAGGAGGACGUCAAGUACAACGAGCUCCAACUGAUCCGCUCCCUCAAGACGGAGUACAUGGCGCGCAAGAAGCGGGAACGCGAGGCCAGGUCGGAGGAGAAGGCUAAGAAGAAAGCCGCCAACGAGGAAGCCUCGGCUGAAGGAGGAGACGGAGGUGGAGACGCCGCCGAGAAGGGUGAGGCCCUCGAUAUCGUGCUCGGCUGCAUCCUGCGCGUCAAAGGGCUCGGCGAACAGACUACCUGGGAGAACCUCAAGGAAGCCUUCGCGCCGUACGCCAAGGUCGCGUUCGUCGACUACACCAAAGGGCAGCCCGAAGCCGUGCUGCGUUUCGCGGACGAAGGGUCGGCGCUCGCAGUCCUCGCCAAACUGGGAGCACAGGAAGAGCCCCUCAAGAUCAACGACAACGAGGUGACGGCGGAGGCUGUUGAAGGCGACGACGAAGUCGAGUACUGGAAGAAGCUGAUGGCAGCCAAGCAAGACCGGAAGAACCGACUCAAGAAUGUUCAACGGGGCAACAAGCAUCAGCCAAGGGGCCGUGGACAGGGUGGUAGGAGGCAGGAAAGGGGCAAGAAGAGAGCCGCUGAAGCAGAUAAGGGUGGGGAUAGCAAAGCUAAGCAGUCCAAGACUGAUGACGGUGUAGCUGCUGCCGAAUAAGCAAGAGGGAGUCUGCACGGUGGGUUUACCAAGUGGGACCUGCAACUGUUCUGUGGACAAUGUUUUUCACUUCAUUUAUCAUUUGUACUAUAUAUUAAGAACGGUCGGCAGUUGUAACCUUGUAAACCCUUCAUUCGCAUUAAAUGUACAUUUCGUGCGCCAUC